Funneliformis geosporum is the source of this 475-nucleotide messenger RNA. NCBI's taxonomy places the organism in Eukaryota, Fungi, Glomeromycota, Glomeromycetes, Glomerales, Glomeraceae. The record is from the annotation of a GenBank genome assembly.
CAGAAAGGUUGAAGUGUCGGAAAUGUUAAAACUGUGGUUGGAACCUCGUAUUAAACCUAACUUUAAGAAUGAUUCAAACGGCGAAAAACCCUGGCUUGAUAUUAUAGAAGACAUGUUAAAGGAUAUCUGUAUUAGGGUUUUGUCUCCACUACCUCUGGACGUCUUUGCACACAUUAUGGAUCGGUUAGUUCGGAUUUAUGAUGAAGACCGGGUAUUUAUAUUGGAAAGAUUACUCACGAUUACACCACAUCCUGAUGAGGUUACUGGGGAAGUGACUAUAAGACGUAUGAGAUCAUAUUUAAUAUCAACACUCUCGCCAUCAGAUACAGUAAAGGAUCCUUUAAGAAUUGAAAUUUCUGAAGAUUUUGUUGAGAUGGCAAAAAUGGUUUUGGAACGAUCUCAUCAGGAACUUGCUGAUACCGACAAAGCAAUUACAGAAUUUUAUAUGAAUCAUAUACAUAGGCAUGGGCGUUAA